AAAAACACAACCUCACUCCUUUAUAAUCCAGCCCCUCUUCUCUUUCUCUUCUAAUAUCAUUUGGGUUCUUCUGUCCUCGAUCAUGGAGUUUUUCACCAACCAGUUUGAUAAAAAUGCCGACUCACAGUUACCACCGGGGUUCAGAUUCCAUCCCACAGAUGAAGAACUCAUCACCUGUUACCUUCUCCGGAAAGUUCUUGACGGAAGCUUCACCUGUCGUGCCAUCGCCGAAGUUGAUCUCAACAAAUGCGAACCAUGGGAGCUUCCUCAAAGAGCGAAAAUGGGAGAAAAAGAAUGGUACUUUUUCAGUCUUCGUGAUCGGAAGUACCCAACUGGGCUGAGAACGAACAGAGCAACGGAGGCCGGUUACUGGAAAGCCACCGGGAAAGAUAGGGAGAUCUUCAGUUCGAAAACUUCGUCUUUAGUGGGCAUGAAGAAAACCCUAGUGUUUUAUAGAGGUAGGGCUCCGAAAGGUGAAAAGAGCAACUGGGUGAUGCAUGAAUAUCGUCUUGAAGGCAAAUUUGCGUACCAUUUCCUCUCGAAAAGCUCCAAGGAUGAAUGGGUAAUCUCCCGGGUGUUUCAGAAGAGUGGCACCCCCGCCAAUGUUGGUGGUUCAUGCACCCCCGGUGGGAUGAAGCCUGUAGCUGGCGGGAUGAAUUGCUACCAAGAAUUGAACUCUUCGACGUCGGUUUCUCUUCCGCCGCUUCUAGACUCGUCACCCUACGCUUCCGCCACAUCAGCGUAUACCGCCGACCACGACAGCUACUCGUACGAUAGCAACGCUGCCUCAAAAGAGCACGUACCCUGUUUCUCCACUGCUUCAGCCAGCAAUUAUGACUCUCAGUAUGUUUUUGACCUUCCUCCGCCGCCUCUAUCCACCUCUACCUUCACCGGCCCCGCCAUGGACUACCAGAAAAACGUUGGCGUCUCCUCUUUUCCAAGUUUGAGGGCACUUCAGGAGAAUCUCCAGCUCCCUUUCUUCUACUCCUCUGUAGCUUCACCACAGCCACCAAUGCAUGGCGACGGAACAAUGUGCAGCUAUCCAAAUUCGUCCGGUGGAAAUUGGUUGCCUGCAGUUUCAUCGGCGGCAGAGAUUCAGAAGCCUGGUCCUACAGAACUGGAUUGCAUAUGGAGCUUCUGAUCGAUAAUAAUGGCGACCGGCGGUAACUCGAAGUGUCAUGCAUCAUCUCGUCGGAAAUGUCAGUUCUCGUGGUAACAUGGAUUUUAUCUAUUUUAACUAUAUUUCUUGUACGGUAUUAAGUAUUUGGUGUACGUUGUAUGGGAUUUAAGACUUGUCAUUCUCGGUCCUUUUUCGUGCUUUAUUUAAUGAAAGUAUGAAGUAUCACAUUACUUAA
Messenger RNA from Lactuca sativa (garden lettuce), 1355 nucleotides. Its product is annotated as protein CUP-SHAPED COTYLEDON 2. Gene Ontology annotation, biological process: regulation of DNA-templated transcription. Lineage: Eukaryota; Viridiplantae; Streptophyta; Magnoliopsida; Asterales; Asteraceae. The record is from RefSeq and is a predicted model, not a curated record. Gene Ontology annotation, molecular function: DNA binding.